UUGAUAUAUAAUUAUUAUAUUGUUUUCCCCGCAGAUGUCGUGCGGACUGGAAAAUACCGACAUCUCUUCCAUCCACAGUUCCUACUCAACGGAAAGGAGGAUGCAGCCAAUAACUAUGCUCGCGGUUUCUACACCAUUGGUCGUGAAAUCCUUGAAGUCACCCUGAACAAAAUCCGUCACGCAGCGGAAAACUGCGAUUCGGUGACAAAUUUCCUCCUGUUUCAUUCAUUUGGCGGUGGAACGGGGUCGGGAUUUACGGCUCUACUGACUGAAUACCUGACAGCGGAGUACGCCGCAACUUCUACAAUCCAGUUCGGUAUCUACCCGUCGCCGAAAGCCUCUACAGCCGUAGUGGACCCAUACAAUUCAAUACUGAUAACUCAUGCCACUCUUGAUCUCACCAAAUGUUCCUUCCUAAUGGACAAUGAAGCGCUGUUUUAUCUCUACGAGUAG
Messenger RNA from Dibothriocephalus latus, 453 nucleotides. NCBI's taxonomy places the organism in Eukaryota, Metazoa, Platyhelminthes, Cestoda, Diphyllobothriidea, Diphyllobothriidae. The record is from the annotation of a GenBank genome assembly.